CACUGAGGUUAAAUUGACCCCGCCUGCCUGGUGACAAGUGACGCAGACGGGUGGGCGGGACCUGAGGGAAGGAUUGUUGAAGUUUAGCUGGAGUUGUUUUGUUUGGGUCAGCCAUCGAGGCCGACGUCUUGUUAACAAUGCGACCGUUCAACAGUUUAGUGGUAAAGAAAUAACAGUCUGUAAUAUUUUCAGUAAUGGGGUCACUGAAGCUCGGACAAGAAAAUUCAGCGACGGCGGCCACAGUUGCGGAGGCCAGGUUGGUGUGCCAGGGAGUAAACAACCAGAGCUACAUCUGCGAGUCAGGUCACUGCUGUGGAGAGACGCAGUGCUGCAGCUACUACUAUGAGCUGUGGUGGUUCUGGUUGGUGUGGACUCUGAUCAUUAUCCUGACAUGUUGCUGUGUUUGUCAGCAUUGGCGCUCCAAGCAGCGCUUCCAGCAGCAGCGCCGUCAGAACGAGAUCAACCUCAUUGCUUACAGAGAGGCUCACAACAACUCUCAGCUGCCCCUCUAUCUGAGAUUCUUGCCCACUUACCUGCUUCCAGCAUAUGAAGAGGUAGUUGACCGUCCAGCCACGCCUCCUCCUCCCUACACCCCUCUUCAGUCAGCACCUCCACCCAUGGACCCACCCGAGGAAUCUCCUUGCCUACACUCGGCGAUUUCCACCAGUGAUGCUGACGUAGCACUCCCCGCUACUCCAGAAGUCACGCACAGCCACCUUCACAGCGCUUACAACCCCAACAAGGACUUGACGCCGGGCAGGUACCGGCGCUUCACAGGGGAUUCUGGGAUCGAAGUGUGCGACGGCCAGGAACUGUGGGAUCAGCACAGCUUUUUAGAAAGAGAAGAAGAGACCGAGGAAGAGAGGACGGGGCAAAUGGAGGACCCAUGUGAUGGCUCAGGUCCCCAGACCUUUGAACACAGCCAUAUUAAUGAUGAAGCCAUUCAUGAAAACACAGACAGACACACAGCUGUGGACACAGAGCCACAGUCUCUUAGGUAGUCCACAAUCAUGUCUUUAAUAUUUGCAGUCCUGAAACAUAACUCUGCAGCAGUCACAGAUGCAAUAUUAUACCUUGGUCUGUUUCUACCUGUGUACGUUUGACUGUUUGUGACGGGCCUGGAGACAUUGACAUUGAAAGCUACAUUAUGCAACGUCUGGUUCCAAGCAUGGAUAAAUGUUUUCCAUUUUCAAGCUGAAGUUUGGACAGUUACUACUUGUGGUGAUGAGCUGCCCGUUCUUUCACCUUUGCUCACACGGUUCUUUUACUUUGUUCUAUUGUUCUCACAGUACUUCAUGUAACUAAAGGGGCUGUUGCUCUGUCACUGGCUGUACCAUUAGACGAGGAUCGCUGCAACGCUCAGCAAUCUGAUCAUAUAUAGAACCAAUCACAGUGUUUGUUUACAAUAACUUCUGGGUAGACAACUGCUGCGUCAUUUAUAUACAAUUUAAUGACAGCAAUGGGUGUUAUUUCAAAUUGAGACAUCUGCUACUCUUAAAUUGGAUCCCAGUUAGCUUCCACAAACUGGUCACUAAUCUUCCUGGAGUCCACACAAAAACAAUAACAAUAAAAAUAAACAAUUUAAAAUCACACAGUAUCAAUGAAACAAGAACAAAAGUCAAAUAUAAAGUUUAACAUCUCAUUCAUCAAAAUGUACGUUUUAUGCUUUUUUGAUAUCAUUAAUAACGCUUUGACUAACGUUAGGUUGGAGACCUAAUGCACUUGUUGGACCACAGAAAAUGAGGCUUGAGCUCACCCAGAGCUAAUCUGAUGGACGGUGAGAUGUUGCUGUUGGAUAUAUUUGGUUUAUCAAAGCCGCUAGCAAAGCAGUCUAUAACAUAAGCACAGCAGUAUUUAAUCUUUAAAUGCUGAAAAUGAACAGGCAGGAAUCAACACAUUUGCAGAUUUGACAUAUCUCUUUAAAUCAACUAGUUGUCUACCCAGAAGUGUUAGAGCAGCGUCACAGUGAUUGGUUUCACAGGACAUUUUACAUGUCAGCCCCCUCUUGUAGACAAACUGUGUAAAGGAGACGACGUUUCUAAAUCUCUUCAAGCAAUCCGUCGACAUUGUUGUUCUUGCAUUUCUUGUUGGUUCUUGUGUAUAAGCUGAUACUGAUAUAUCAGUGGUAAUCUAGAAUUGUCCAGCUGAUUGAGUGGUAGCUAGCUCUGUAAUGUCUCAGGUCCCCUUUUAUUGAUUACAAGGUGAAUCCAACCGGAGGCAGGCAUUAAAGGUCCAGUGUGUAACAUUGAGGAGGAUCUAUUGUCAGAAAUGGAAUAUAAUAUUCAUAGCUAUGUUUUCAUUAGUGUAUAAUCACCUGAAAAUAAGAAUCAUUGUGUUUUUGUUACCUUAGAAUGAGACUUUUAUAUCUAUGUUUUUCGUGUUUAACAGCCACCGUAGUUUACCCUUCAUGCUUUGAAGGGGAGGGUGAAGAUGGCCCUAAUUGCUACACACUGGUUCUUUUUAAGAAUAACUAUAUAGAAAUAGCCAGUCUUCUUGCUGAUGGCCGAGUUUGUUUAUGUAGUUCAUGUAAAGGGCAUCAGUAUUAAAUUGUAGUAUAUUUCAGCUGUUUAACAGCCUUAUGCUACGUGAGCUGGGAUUGCCUUGUCCAAACAAGGCCAGGUUCAAACUGAACAGCAUCUGAACUGCAGCCGAAGCACUCACAGGAAUGCCACACAUCUACAUACUGUACAAAACAGUCCGUUCUUAGUAAUGCUGCACAUGAAGUCCUCUCACCGAUCUUUAAGCUCACCUGUCACCUUCACUGACAAACCUACAGAACAACUUUGUGUAUUUGGACUCUGGUGUCUUCAGCUAGUUCCUGCUUUAUAUGAACUGAUGUGUUCAAUGUGUCCAACACACUCGUGCACAUUUUGAAUCUAAAAUUACACAACAUUUACAGCUGAUUGACAUGUACAGGACUAUGCAUGAGCGUUGCCAACAUUAGGUGUGUGUGACUCAGACUCUACUGUAGCUGAACUGAUGACAGAGCCACAGACCCAACAUAGCCACGUCUGUUUGUCCAUUAAAAGACGCAUAAUGUAGUUUUUAAGGAAAAUUGUCAGGUAGGGUAGCCAAUCAAUUUGUCAGGUUUUUAUUUUCUCCUCUCUUAUUGAUGGAGACAGUUUUUACAUGCUUUCUCUGAAAGUAUUUUAAAUCCGAUUAGUCUUUUAGGAAAAGAAAUGUGUGAGCAUGCAUACACUUUUUUUUUUUAAAUGGCUGGACUGGGUAUGACAAACUACAGUAUCAUGAUCUGUCUUCAGUCAGUCUUCUGUCUUAGUUUGAUUUAACACUUACAUAUUCAUUGGCAUGUCCGUCUUUUUUAAAUCACUGUUCCAUAAAUUGGAAAAUGCACCAGCUAGUGUAGUCUGGUAGAACCAGGCUUAAUAUUUAUAUAGAAUAUUAUAUAUAAUAAUUAUAGAAUAUUGUAAAAACUCCAAUCAUGCUGAAAUGCUUUUUAUAGAAAUGUUAAAAAAACUUUAUUGAUUAUUGAAAAGCCCCAGCAGCACACUGUAGAUUCACUGCCCCACUCCUCCUCACACAGGAUGGGUAAAUGAUCAGCUCUCUGCUCCCUUCUGCUGAUUAUUAGCCCUUGUGUUCAGCCCGCUGUCACACUGGUGUUGUUUUCUGAUGCCAUGAUGUGUAGCCUCAUGUAGCCCUUUGAGUAGAGAAUAUUUAGGUAAACUGAAUGAAAGCUCUGGAGUGUCUUUGAGUGACUCUUCAGUGUAAUUAAUGUGAUGUAAUGCAGGAUGUAGUUUGCACACAUCAGAGCUGGGUUCACUACUUCACAAACAGUUUGCUCACUGUAGAUAUUUCAUGAUCUGAAAAUAUUACCAUCAGUGAGUUUAUUCUGAAAGCACACACACAUCCAUCAGUGUGUGUGUGUGUGUGUGUGUGUGUGUGUGUACGUACAAAGGGAGUGACUGACAGGUGCAGGUGGAGGAUACACUCUGUUGGGAAGCUGACUGUGCACUGAGGGCUCUUUCUCCAAUUGCCCCCCCUCAGAUUCCUCUGUCCUGGAUUUAGAUAUGUAAAAUAGGCUAAUCUGUUUUGAAAGGAGAACCACAUUCUGAGGAUGGUCUAAAGUUAAAAGUGACAUAUAUAUAUAUAUAUAUAUAUAUAUAUAGUUACAUCUUAAGUUGGCUAAUGUUAGCAAAACACUAGCUAGUUAGCUAAAUAAUGAUUUAUGUAAAUGAGUUGGUUGUUAGCUAGCAUUUUGCUAACUUAAGAUGUGGCUAUAUAUGUCACUGCGACCUUCUGACCAUCUUCAUGAUGUGGUUGUUUCAACAUAGAUUAGCCUAGCAUAUAGCAUAUCUAAGUACAGGAAAGGAGGAAGUUGAUUGAGGUUUUCUCAACUGUUAUUGGAGCACAGAGCUAAAAGGGGUGGGACUUAGGGAAGGGUCAAUGCAGCACUUCCUCACGUAGGCAGCAGUGAACAGUGGUCUUCAUCACUGCUUCCCUCUGUAUACACGCUCUUUGUUACCUGCUCAAUGAAAUUAUAUUUUUCUGUCACAUUUUGUAUAAAAUAUGGUUAUUAAAAGUUAUGGAGACAA
Dicentrarchus labrax (European seabass) is the source of this 4550-nucleotide messenger RNA. It is a transcript of the gene wbp1la, whose product is annotated as WW domain binding protein 1-like a. The transcript has 4 exons. The coding region runs from base 195 to 1001 and encodes 268 amino acids. Lineage: Eukaryota; Metazoa; Chordata; Actinopteri; Moronidae. The record is from RefSeq and is a predicted model, not a curated record.